Molecule: messenger RNA, 2308 nt
Organism: Ixodes scapularis (black-legged tick)
Lineage: Eukaryota; Metazoa; Arthropoda; Arachnida; Ixodida; Ixodidae
Product: bifunctional purine biosynthesis protein ATIC
Exons: 19
Coding region: 117-1898 (593 amino acids)
Biological process (GO): 'de novo' IMP biosynthetic process
Cellular component (GO): cytosol
Molecular function (GO): phosphoribosylaminoimidazolecarboxamide formyltransferase activity; IMP cyclohydrolase activity
Source: RefSeq, a predicted model, not a curated record
ACUUUCCUCUCUCUCCCGAACAACCGCCCAAACCAAAUCGCAUUUUUCCCCCUCCCAAGUGUCGUCGUGUCGUGUGUCGUCUUAUCCCGACCGAUUAAGUUAGUUGAACAAGAACCAUGGCUGCAACGGGCGAACUCGCUAUCCUCAGUGUGUCCAACAAGGCGGGACUGCUGGACCUGGCCAAGAAACUACAGCAGGCCGGGCUGAGACUGGUGGCUUCGGGUGGCACUGCCAAGGCCAUCAGGGAAAUCGGCUUGCCCGUCAAGGAUGUGUCCGAGAUCACAGGGGCUCCCGAGAUGCUGGGCGGCCGUGUUAAGACUCUGCACCCUGCAGUUCACGGAGGCAUUCUGGCCCGCAAGAUUGACAGCGAUCUCGCCGACAUGAACAGGCAGGGCUACGAGUUUGUGAGCGUGGUGGUGUGCAACCUGUACCCCUUUGUGGAGGCCAUCUCCAAGCCAAACACGACUGUGGCAGAGGCUGUCGAGCAGGUGGACAUUGGUGGCGUCACUCUUCUGCGGGCCGCUGCCAAGAACCAUGAACGGGUGACCAUCAUCUGCGAUCCCGACGAUUACGAUGUGGUUGCCAAGGAGAUGCUGUCGUCGCCGACCAGGCAGACGUCCCUAGAGACCAGGAGGCGUCUGGCCGUCAAGGCGUUCCUGCACACGGCCCAGUACGACGCGGCCAUCUCGGACUACUUCCGCAAGCAGUACCUGGCGGGCGUGGCACACCUGCCGCUGCGGUACGGCACCAACCCGCACCAGACGCCCGCCCAGCUUUGCACGUCCCUGCCCCGCCUGCCCCUCUCCGUGGUGAAUGGGUCCCCCGGCUUCAUCAACCUGUGUGACGCCCUCAACGCGUGGCAGUUGGUGAAGGAGCUCAAGGCCGCCCUGGGCAUCCCUGCCGCCACCUCCUUCAAGCACGUCAGCCCUGCCGGUGCGGCGGUGGGCAAUCCCUUGACGCGGGACGAGGCGAAGCUGUGCAUGGUGGACGACCUGUUCGACAGCCUCACCCCCAUCGCCACUGCAUACGCCAGGGCCAGGGGAGCCGACCGAAUGUCUUCCUUUGGAGACUUCCUGGCCCUGUCUGACGAGUGCGACGCUGUCACCGCCAAGAUUGUCUCCCGAGAGGUGUCGGACGGCGUCAUUGCCCCUUCCUACAGUGCCGAGGCCCUGGAGAUUCUCCGCAAGAAGAAAGGUGGAAACUACUGCGUCCUCCAGAUGGACCCGACGUACGAGCCGACCCUGAUGGAGUCACGCACCCUGUUUGGCCUGACCCUGGAACAGCGUCGCAACGAUGCCAAGAUCGACCCCUCCCUCUUCACCCAGAUCGUCUCCAAGAACAAGGACCUGCCGGAGUCUGCGGUGAGGGACCUGAUUGUGGCCACCAUUGCACUCAAGUACACCCAGUCCAACUCGGUCUGCUACGCCAAGGACGGACAGGUGAUCGGCAUCGGUGCUGGCCAGCAGUCACGUAUCCACUGCACUCGCCUCGCUGGAGACAAGGCCAACAACUGGUGGCUGCGUCAACACCCCAACCUGAAGGCGAUGGUGUUCAAGAAGGGGGUCAAGCGGGCCGAGAUCUCCAACAUCAUCGACGUCUACGUCGGAGGCGUCUUCGGUCAGGACAUGCCGCUGGAGCAGUACCACAACUCUGUUGAGAACCCGCUGCCACAGCUGACCGAGGCAGAGAAGAAGGACUGGAUCUCCAAGAUCUCCGGGGUGGCCCUGAGCUCGGACGCCUUCUUCCCGUUCAGGGACAACAUUGACCGGGCUCGCCAGAGUGGAGUGCAGUACAUAGUGAGUCCCGGCGGCUCGACCAACGACCAGGGAGUGAUUGAGGCGUGCGACGAGUACGGCAUCACCCUGAUCCACUCGGGCCUCCGGCUCUUCCAUCACUGAGGCCAACCCCCCGGUGGUGCCAAAGCUGGGACCAGCAGGCAACUGGCAACUGGCGUCUGGUACUAAUUUGUUGCCUAGAAUUCUAUCACUUAUUUUUUUAUAAAAGUUUUACGGAGACUCGUGCGUGCGAGCAGCCACUUUUGGGCUUUUCCACAGAUCAACUGAUGCGAAGUGGUCGCCUGAAGAAAUGGAUGUCUAGGAUUUUGUAGCGGUGCUUCCGUCACGACGACAUGUGUUACAAGAGGCGGACUCAACAUGGUUCAACCCUUGCCAAAUGUCAAUUGUGUGCAAUUUUUCGUAUAUGUCUAAAUGAGCCGUUCAGAAAGUCUUUUCUCAUGGGGCAUGUCGUAAACGUGCAUUCUGUUAUUCUGCUUGCCUGGUUAAUAAAGCAUACUUUUUCAGUAGUAAAA